UCUGGUUAAAAACUAGGCUCAGAAUCGAUUCUGAAAUUCUCAGAAUCGAUCCAGAAUCGGAACUAUUGGCGGCUCCACGACACGCGUUACUUCCUCAUUCCUAAGUUCCUGUGUCGGUCUAUGGGAGUGUUGUAACUCUCUUUCUCCAUGGCUCUGGUGUAGCCCACUGUACUGUACUGCUACUAGAAGAACUGUUGGUGAAAUCAGCCACAUUAAUACCAGCUUUAACAAACUAUAUGAUUUGCAAUUGCACUCUAUAGUUUGUCAUUUCCGAACCCCUGUAUUCAUAACUAAAAACUAAAAUGCUUUUUAUUUCUUUUUUUUCUCCUUUUUUUAGAGAAAUAAUGGAGUAUUCAGAGAGAACUAAAAGGAGGAAAAUAUCAGCAAAAGUGGAGGAACAUUUACGUCUCCUUGAAAAUGAGUCUAUGAUUGAUGAUUUGGUGGCACAUGAAUCUGAAUGCCCACUGGAUGAUUUGUUAGAGCAUACUGAAAGUGAAGAUUCUACAGACACUUUCUACGAUGCUUGUGAUCAGAACUGUUUUGAGUCAAGCGAUUUAGAGGAAGAUUUUUUCUCAGAUUCUUUUUAUGAUUUUAACCUUUCCUCAUUCGAUGAUUUGGAUUCUGAAAACUGGAUGCCAGGUGAUAUGCCUGGUUGUGAUAGUGACAGUGAUUUGCAUGGAGAUGAAUGUUCUGACAUAGAAGAAGACAAUAAUAAUGAUUCGCUUGGGCUUGCAGAGUGGGCUGCAGAAUUUAACAUUCCACAAACAGCGCUGUCUGCACUUCUUAAAAUCCUACGGAGGAAGGGCCUUGAUAUCCCAAUGGAUGGCAGAACUCUUAUGUCAACUGACAGAUCUUGCAGUGUUGCAAAUAUGUCUGGGGGGUCCUACUACCACUUUGGAGUCGAAAAUUCUCUCAAAGCUGAACUAACAUCUUUAGGACAUUUAGCAAAUGUGACUGAUACUCUCACACUCCGAAUUAAUAUCGAUGGAUUGCCCUUAUUCCGUAGCUCCAGUAUGAGUCUGUGGCCGAUUCUGGGUAUGAUUAAGGAAAUUCCCGAGUGUAGUGUCUUCGUAAUUGGAGUGUAUUCGGGUGCAUCUAAACCCGCAAAUGUGCAAGAGUAUUUACAAGAAUUCAUUGUAGAUAUGAAAGCUGUUUCUCAGAGUGGAAUUGUGUACAAUGGUGUACAUUUCAGGGUACCAUUACCCGAUGCUUUUAUUUGUGAUGCACCUGCUCGUGCUUUUCUUAAAUGUUCCAAAGGCCAUACAGGCUAUUAUGGGUGUGAGAGGUGCACUCAAAAAGGCCAGUACAUUAAUGGGAAGGUGGCCUAUCCUGUAACAUCAGCAGAGCUUAGGACAGAUGAGCAAUUUGGGAGGCAAGGCUAUCAGCACCACCAACUGUCAACCUCCCCACUAAAUGAGUUGGGUAUAGGUCUAGUGACCAGUUUUGUGUUAGAUUAUAUGCACCUUGUGUGUUUGGGGGCAAUGCGCAAGUUAAUAUUUCUUUGGCUAAAGGGGCCACUAAAAUGCAGGCAAUCUAUGAAGUUUUUUGUUGUAAUGUCAGCAUUUAUGGUUUCUAUCAGGCAAUAUUUACCUAGCAAUUUUGCAAGGAAACCACGAUCCUUGUUCGAAUUCAGCACAUGGAAAGCUACAGAGCUGCGUCAAUUUUUACUUUACACUGGUCCUGUUGUUCUCCUCAAUAAUAUACCCACUAUAAUGUACAGAAACUUUUUACUUCUAUCGGUAUCUAUGAGAAUUCUCCUGAGUCCUGCCUUAUGUUCUUCUUCUGACAAUUGUGACUAUGCUGAGGAGAUUUUGAAACUCUUUGUAACAGACUUUGCUGCAAUUUAUGGCAAUGAAUUUGUCAGCUAUAACAUACAUUCCUUGAUCCACCUAGCUCAAGAUGCACGUAAAUUCGGCCCGUUGGAUAGUGUUUCAGCUUUUCCCUUUGAGACAUUUUUAGGUAAACUGAAAAAACUUGUCCGUCGGCCUCAAAACCCUGUCCAACAACUCGUCAGGCGAAUCCAUGAGAAGCAGAAAGUGGCAAGCCAAAAGACCACAUCAGUUUUCAGCCCACUCAAACAGCUCCACUUUUCUGGACCAAUGAUUAAUUCAGUUGCAACAUGGGAACAAUACAGGCGUUACAAUGAUGGACAGACACUGAUCUCCUCCUCUCGUGGCGAUGACUGUUUUUCUGUAGGGAGAAGGAUUCUUAUUGUGCGGAACAUUUUGUCACAUUCUGGAACUGUUAAAGUCCUGUGUAAUUUCUUUGAAACUGCCAAAUCCUUUUUCACCUAUCCAAUGGACUCAUCGCGUCUUGGAAUUCUUUUUGUUUGUAAUUUAUCUGAAGACUUGCAGCUGUUACCUGUGGAGGAGUUAAAAACAAAAAUGGUGUUAUUACCACACAAGACUGGAUACGUGGCACUUCCACUCCUGCACUAAAGUGCUAAUUAUUUGUUUCAUUUGUUUAAAUUUUUUUGUAUGUAUUUGUUUUUCUUUAAGCAUGUUACCUUUCGGGAUAGUUGAAUUUAUAAAUGGUGGGGGAUUGGCAGUUAUACCAACCAAAUGGUUUGUCGGGCCUGAGGAGGAUGAAUGCUACUGGCCACCAACAAGGAUGAACAUGGCAAAGGCGGUCAUGGAGCAACAGGACCCUCACACUGACUGGGCGACAUACAAGUUGACUGUCAAGAGAAAAGUUGCUACGUAUGAAAUUGCCCGCAGAAAAUUAGUGGAGUAUGAGCAAAACACUGAUGUACCAACCGAGUCUGAUUCUACAGUGAAGACUGGAAGGGGGAAGCGCAAAAAGAGGCGAGUGAUUUUGUCUAGUGAGGAUGAGGAUGAUGACAAUUGGUCCGGCAGCCAAAUCAGGCCUACACCUCCAUCCACCCUCAGAUCUGUGCUGACACCUCCACUGCCUCCAUCCACACUCGGAUCUUCACCUCCACUGCCUCCAACCAGAUCUUCACCUCCACUGCCUCCAACCAGAUCUUCACCUCCACUGCCUCCAACCAGAUCUUCACCUCCACUGCCUCCAACCAGAUCUUCACCUCCACUGCCUCCAACCAGAUCUUCACCUCCACUGCCUCCAUCGACACCCCGAUCUUCACUUCCACUGCCUCCAUCUGCUAGGCCGACACCUCCACCACCUCCGGGUACCCUUAGAUGGCCAGUGUUUCAACCCAUUACCAUGUCACCAGAAACCCCUCAAAGACAAAUCAGGGACAACAUGUUUGUUCGCAUCUUAACACUGCUUGAGGAGAUGAAAGAGACACAAAAAAUCCAGGGGAGGAUACUACAAACGCUGCUACAACAGCGUGGCAACAUUAGCACCACCGUCUCUUCUAUCCCAGAGGGUUUCCCCCUAAAGACAGUUAGGGAUGUGGAAAUCGUGGAAGAAAAACUGGCAAACCCGAACUUCAUGUCCGAACUGGUUGCAGCUGUGACUGACAUAGGGGGGGCGACUGUUGACGAGGCCACAAAAAGGAUGAUGACCUUCCUCCUAGACCAUGGCCUAUCCAGGCAGUAUAACUUUGUGGGCCGAAAUGGGAAGAGAGAGUUCAAGGCCUUAAAACUGUAUGAAGUAAUAUAUGGAGGCUUAAAGAAAAACGCCAUGACCAGCCAAAUCACCCGUAAAGAUGCAGAGAAGGCGGUCUCCAAGUGGCUCAUCGGUGCUAGAGACCGGGGGGUAAUAGACAGGCCCGACAAGCAACCCCUCAACAAAGACUUCAGGCUUGAGAAACAGAGCGAGAGAAAAGACGGGAGAGAGGCCGAGAGCGUAAGAGUGAGAUAUGUCAUACCUGAUCCAGUGCUUGGUAAAGAUGUUUGUGCAUACAGAGGCUGGUGGUUCUUGAAGAUGAAGAGUGAGAUUGUUCUCUGCAUUCUCCAGAUGAGCUGCUCCUCAUCUCGCUCUCAGUCUCUCUAUAUGAGGGAAAAACAUUGA
This is a messenger RNA of Pimephales promelas (fathead minnow), 3936 nucleotides long. Lineage: Eukaryota; Metazoa; Chordata; Actinopteri; Cypriniformes; Leuciscidae. The record is from RefSeq and is a predicted model, not a curated record.